AUGUUUCAACAGAAGCGUCCCCUGCAUACACUCGAUUCGGACUAUGUGCCCCUCAUGUGCCACCGUCUGAAGAAGGAAUGCACGCCGACUGGCGUGGUCAGACGUCGAAUACCCAAGCGUAAAGAUGCAUCUCGGGUGGCCAGAGUCGAGGAGAAGCUCGAUCAGCUUGUGUCGUACCUGAAAACACACGAAGAGCCCGAUGAUUCAAAUCCAGGAGACGUCGACGAUGCGAAGGCGCAAGAUGAGCCGGGUUUCAGAACGGACACGCCUGCAGAUUCUGUCAUGAGUUCAGCGUCCACAACCAGUCACCACGAUGUCACGUCAUCGAGCCUGGCCGUGACUCCGGCUUCGAGUAUCUGCUAUGCAGACGAGCCGUCAGAUUCAGAAGCCGAGGAAUCACUGAAGAAAUUCAGGGAAGAACGAAUAGUCAGUUCCGAUAGUCCAACUCAUUUUAUGAAACCUCGAGAUACACUAACCCAAGUUGAAGCCAUAUUUCCCGUGUGUCUACAUACCGCCACAUGUGACCUCCGAACAGCUUCGGCAGGCUUACCCGUUUCUAUGGCUGAACGUUAUGAUGACGACAGCGGCAACACCAAGGAGGGGGGAGGUGCUGGCGGAACAGGCAAGAGCCAUUAUCUUCCAGAAAGUCGUGAUAGAUCGAGAGAAGAGCAUCGAUCUUCUCAUGGGGAUGCUCACCUUCCUCGGCUGCUCAUUGUCACCCUCGUCUUCGACAUGGGUCUUCACAUACCGCCACCCGAACAUGCAUUUAUUCCUUGUGGUCCUUCCAAGGGGUGCAAUUGCUCCUUGCAUCCCUACACUCGGAGACGACGCACCGACGAAGAGCGGCGAACUGUUCUAGGAGCCUUCGUCAUUACAUCCAUGUUGUCGUACGCUUUCAACCGCAGUGAUGGACUGCGUUGGUCUUCGCAUCUCGAUGAAUAUGUUGCAAGUCUAUCACACGAUAGCACUGUGUUGCAGGACAAACAUCUCAUCGCUCAGGUGAAGAUGCAACUAAUCAUAAAUCAAAUCCACCACGCCUCAUGGCCCACCACCGGCGCAGAACUUCCCGCGUUGUACCUGUCUGCCCUUCGAUCGCAGCUUCAGCAGAUAACCAAGGGAAUGAACGUCAGUCCAGAUGUUGGAAAUCCCCCCAUGCUCUCGAAGCUCUUUCAUUUCACCGACCUUCUGAUCUACCAAUCCGCAAUCAGCACACCAACAUCUCCAUGGAGCAAUCCGGACUUCCGGCGAUUCGAGGUGUAUCAGGGCUGUCUAGACGCAAUCAAGGGCUGGCUCGACGCAUUCUUCGCUAUUCCAGUUGCUCAGUAUGGCUCCAUGCCGAUCAUCGUCUACCCUCCUCUCGUCCUCACGCUGUGCAGCCUCUACAACUUGACAAUCCUUCAAGACCCAGCCUGGGACCGGGCCGCGGUUCGCGGAAUCGUUGACUUGAUCCCGACAUGCGACAGGAUCAUCGCAGCUUUCGACUCCUUGGGACCUGGUGCAAGCUCGACGUCACCUGAUAAUGUCGGCUAUGAGGGCUACACCUGGUGCCUAGGGGUGAUGAAUGCGAAAAGGAUGAAGUGGCAGAAGGACCUGGAAACCAUCGACGCGGCAGGCAGUGCAACUCAGGAAGCAAGUUUCGUGGGCGGCACCGAUAGUAUAGCAUCCAAUGCGCCUAUGGAGUUCUGUGUUGAUAUGUGGCUAUCUGAGUUCUUGAAUACUUCAUGGGAAUGA
Molecule: messenger RNA, 1731 nt
Organism: Anthostomella pinea
Lineage: Eukaryota; Fungi; Ascomycota; Sordariomycetes; Xylariales; Xylariaceae
Source: the annotation of a GenBank genome assembly